AUGCUCCUCCUUCCUAUCCACAGGAUACUCAUCGCGAUCCUCCUCAUACUCACCCUCUGCUCUGCCGCCGAAGAUGCAUCGAACUCAGAUCUGUAUGGCAUGGUCCCGGACUGCGCUAAGGACUGCGUUGAUAGCUUCAUCAAGUCCGAAUACACGCCCAUGGAAUGCACGUCACCGUCCAACAUCAAAUGUCUUUGCCGCACCCCGACAACUAGUAGCUUGACAUUGGGGGAAGCGGCUUUGAGCUGUGUUCUGUCUGUAUGCUCACAGACAGUCAUCGCAAAAUCGAAGGCUUAUCACAUAUGUGACUCGGUAUCCGAAGCUCUUCCGAAAACUCACCAGACGAUUACGGCGACAGUCUUUUCCGAUACGAGUACAACAAAGCCGAGUGAUAAAAAAACUACUGCGGAGACAAUAUCAACUAGCUCCUCUUCGACAGCCGAACACACUUCGGAGGCCUCUGUGACAACAUCUACAGCGGCCUCGGCAUCGACACCAACGUCAACUACUUCCAGUCAGACUUCUGAAAUCACAUCCUAUGAUGCGUCUUCAUCUUCAGGGUCUCCAGUGGAACCAACAUCAUCUACUGGACAGAUCUCCAGUGAUUCUUCUGAAGAUACGAAUAGAAAAGGUGAUCAUGGUAUCACUCCAGCGGCGGUCAUUGGAAUGUCAGUAGCAUCAGGUGUAGCAGGGUCUUUUAUCAUCGGUGUUGCUGUGUUUUACUGCUGCAAGAGAUGGCGACGAAAGCAGCGGGAACAGGCGGCGCCACACGUUUUCGAGAUUGGAGGUGCCAUGUCUGAGCCUCGUGACUUCUUGAAGCCCAUGCCACAGCUCCCAAGAGAGGGUUUGGGCCUAGGGUCUUCAUACAGCCCAGCGAGUGACCGCGAGACGAUGUUACAGCGGCCAUGUACUUUCCAUUCAAUGGCAAGCGUUCAACCAGUAUCACGAUACUCACCGCAAUCCGCCACGGUACAUAACUUGGGCCAGAGCAAAGAACCUAAAGGCCAAGAACGAAUAGGGUUUGCCAUCAGCUCCGACUCGGACUGGGAAUCUUCGCCUCGGACACAAUCAUCACAGCAUAGUGUGGCCCGACUGCUCCCAGAUCCUACAGCUGGACUAUACCCAAAGCCACUUAAGUGGAGUCAUCGGCCACCUAGUGGAGAGACUCUCUUUGAAGAAGACGAAAGUCAGCAAGCUGCGGCGGCGGCGGCAGCGGCGGCGACAGCAGGAAUGAUACAAAACGACUCCCCAAGGCUAGGGGUCCAGCCGAAACUCGCAGGACUGCCAGCCAACCCACGCGCAUUCAAAAAGGGAUUGCCAGCAGGCCACUUCAACCAAAGAUCCGGGGCCCUGAGUACCCUAGCACCCCCAUUCAAUCCCAACCCGGCAUUCGGAGCCUCUUCAUCAGACAGUAGCGCUGCAACCAACGAAACCCCCGACACCUCUGAAACCUCACAAAACUCCCAAACCUCCUACUCCUCCCUAAACCCAAACGUCCUCUUCGCCGCCCCUGCCAACACCAUCCAUACCCAACCCAAGGACCGCAGCUUAUCACCAGGACGACAGGCGCCUCAACCCUGCCCCACCCCAUCAUCGUCAUCAACCCUUCCCCCAGGCUCGGAGAUAGUAUCCAGGCCGCGGAUCAUACGCGGAAAUGACAUCAAGCGUGUGGAUAUUCGCAACAGUCCACGUCCGCCCAGCGAAGUCGUUGCGCCAUACUGCCCAGAUGAUUUGUGGCUGGAGCGUGGACGCGCCCUUGUGCCGCCGAGGUCCCGAGAACCGUCUGGGGAACUGCCGUAUCCUUCAGAUAUGUUUCCGGGUGCUGUGCAUUAUCCCGAUAGUCCGAAGAAGAAGGCCCACGCUGUGUCGAAUCGUGUUUCUCCGACCAGUCGGAAUUUGACGCCAUCGAGGAGGGGCGAUGAUUUGAUUCUUCGUGUUGAUUAA
Molecule: messenger RNA, 1944 nt
Organism: Penicillium mononematosum
Lineage: Eukaryota; Fungi; Ascomycota; Eurotiomycetes; Eurotiales; Aspergillaceae
Exons: 1
Coding region: 1-1944 (647 amino acids)
Source: RefSeq, a predicted model, not a curated record